GGAACUUGUUAUGCCAGCUGUUAAGACGUCAUAACUUUAGUUUGUUUCCCACUUCCUCCUUCGUAAAUCUGUAAACAUUUAAAUUGCAACGGAGAAACAUGCGCCUCAAUAUGAGAUCAGUACCUAAAUACACGUCACUUAUUUAAAAACGUUUUGCGAACAGCAUUAGAUGACUGGUUAGCUCGCUGGCGAUAGCCGGAGAUGUCAACGACGCAGUGGGGAAGCGAGUCUGCGUUCGGAAGAAGCUUGAGACAGUUCAGGGACAGAUACUUUCUGCUUUCCCGAAACGCUGCGAGUAAAGACACCGAGGCACAAGACGAGGAUGCUGCUCCUGGAGUGUUGGAGAGUUUGCCGGCAGACAUUCAGUUUCACCUCAUGACGUUCUUGUCCCCCCGAGACUUGUGUCGGCUCGGGGGCACCUGUCGGUACUGGAGGUCAGUGGUUCGAGAUCCUUUGCUAUGGAGAUAUUUCUUCGCCCGGGACAUGCCGCUCUGGUCUUCCAUCGACCACACAUCCAUGCCGCGCGUGGAGGCGCUUGACGUGCCGCUGCACGAAGAUCCCGGCCAGGACUUUAUGGCAGAGUACCUGAAGAGCAGUCCGGCGUGCAGGCGGGCGUGCAGGCCCCAGAGGGCAGGCCACGGGGCGGUAGCCUCCUUCCUGCAGUCCCUGUACCUGUCCGCGGAGCCGCGGCUCCUCAUGUUCGGCCCAGGCCUGGAGCAGCUGGAGGUCUCGCUGAUGAACGUGCUGAUGCGCUCCCCGGACGUGCUGCCGGUCGCCGGGAUACCGCGGCGACAGAUCAACGGUGUUGGGUCUGGAGUUAGCUUCCUGUUCCGUGAUCAGCAUAAGUUCAACAUUAUGGUCCUGUACUCAAACAACAGUAGGGAGAGGGAGAGGGCGCGUCUGGAACAGCAGCACGGGCACAGCAGGCUAUUCGUCCGAGAGGAAGGUGGACAGACAGACAGCCCCGCCUACAGCAUCGCCCCCUUUGUACAGGAAGUGUGUCGUGCGGUCGACGGAUUCAUCUAUGUGGCAAACGCGGAAACCGGGAGGGGCGGCGGACUCGAGGUGGAGCGGGCCCAGUUCCGGGCCAUGCUGGACCCACUGUGGGGCCCGUUCUCCCGGCCGGUUCUGGUGCUGUCCUGUGUGUCCAGGGAGGGUCCAGACAGCACUGGAGGCAGGACCCCCUGCGUUCUCCUGGCCCAUCAGCUGGACCUGCAGCAGCUGAACAACCCCUGGAUGGUCCAGGACGCGGUGUGCGAGUCCCUCGCCGGGGUGAUGGAUGGCAUCGGGUGGCUGCUGGGGGCAUGCGGGCUGCGGCUGUAACCACGGCGACCAUGACCCCCCCAACGCAGGGGAAAAACUUUCACCCGUUCAGAGGACAUUCCUGAAUGUUAUAUAACACUCUGCCUGAUGUUAAUAUCCUUUAUCCGGAGACAUGAAGCUAAAAAUAUUUUGGAAAAAGGAAGGAAAACUGUGGCAGUAUAAAGGGGUGUGUCACUCAUUCAGAUUUUUUUGUUGCUUAAGAAUUUUUGUUUUUGCUUUGUUUUGGGGGUAUUUUUUUCUU
Messenger RNA from Conger conger (European conger), 1564 nucleotides. It is a transcript of the gene fbxo4, whose product is annotated as F-box protein 4. Gene Ontology annotation, molecular function: protein binding. The record is from RefSeq and is a predicted model, not a curated record. Bases 202 to 1323 code for a protein of 373 amino acids. Gene Ontology annotation, cellular component: SCF ubiquitin ligase complex. Lineage: Eukaryota; Metazoa; Chordata; Actinopteri; Anguilliformes; Congridae. The transcript has 7 exons. Gene Ontology annotation, biological process: protein polyubiquitination; SCF-dependent proteasomal ubiquitin-dependent protein catabolic process.